AUGACUACAUUUUACUCAAGGAUUGUCCUCCAGGAAUCAAACGCCAGAAUAGACCUCAACUAUAUGUAUUGGGUAGUUAGUAACGCCCCCACCAUCGCUAUUGAACCAAUCAAACAAAACACCAACCAGAUCAACCGCGAUAACACUGCCAAUGAUACAGUAAAGGUUAUCUACACGGUCAGCUGUUUGGAGGGAAUAGCCCUUGAUCAGGUCAGACCACUUGUUAAUGCCAAUCCUGUUGACUUCUAUUCCUCCGUCACCUUCCUUCGUCGACCACAUGGAAGCCUCGUUUAG
Morchella sextelata is the source of this 294-nucleotide messenger RNA. RefSeq lists its product as uncharacterized. The record is from RefSeq and is a predicted model, not a curated record. Bases 1 to 294 code for a protein of 97 amino acids. The transcript has a single exon. NCBI's taxonomy places the organism in Eukaryota, Fungi, Ascomycota, Pezizomycetes, Pezizales, Morchellaceae.